Anguilla rostrata (American eel) is the source of this 7026-nucleotide messenger RNA. Its product is annotated as trichohyalin. NCBI's taxonomy places the organism in Eukaryota, Metazoa, Chordata, Actinopteri, Anguilliformes, Anguillidae. Bases 261 to 6089 code for a protein of 1942 amino acids. Gene Ontology annotation, biological process: spermatogenesis. The transcript has 42 exons. The record is from RefSeq and is a predicted model, not a curated record.
UGACCAGGAUGUGCAGGUGCUUGGAGCGGGAGCUGGGGUGCCCACGGCGGGCUACGGUGUAACGAUGCGGGGAAUUAAAAGUUUGCAGCAUGGGGGGGUUGCAAAGUUCAUUGAAAAUCAUGUAGCUAGCUAGUUAGUUCAGACAGGGGAGACAAACGGUGUGGCAUGGUGUAAACCGCAUCAGCUGGAGGCGAGGCUACAGAACCAGUGGCCGUGGGCAAUAAACAGGAGCAUUGCAACAGGUUACGGGGUGCGUCUCCAUGGAUGCGGGGUAUCCGAGGGCGACACGGAGGCCUGCGGAGAUGCAGAAGCUGCUGGCGGAGUUCCGCGCGCUGUACCGCGAGCGCCUCCAGCGAAUCGACCAAUCGGGCGGCGGCAGCGGCGGCGGCGAGGCGGCACUCCAGCGUAAGGUGACCGUACUGCAGUCGUUCGUGGAAGACCUGAGCGAGCAGAACGAGGUCCUCAUCCAGACGGUGGAGGACGUGAAGCAGGAGGCGGAGUCCCGGGUCUACGGUCUGCAGCAGGAGCUGGAGGAGCUUCAGAGACUGCUCGAUGUGAAAGAGGGCCAGUUGCUGAACCUGCAGAACGGCAGCCUUGUCUACUCCCCCAGCAAGCAGCGCCCAGUCCUGGCUCCGUGCCCAGUGCCACCGGACCUGGCGGGUACCAUGGCGACGGUCCCCGGAACGUCCCCCGGAAGCCAUGGGGAAUGGAGACCGGACCUGCCUUCCCAUGAUGCCCUUGUGCACCACCUCCGCCAGCAGCUCAAAGAGGCGACCCUGAGCCAGCAGGAGGCCCAGGCCCAGGUGGAGGAGCGCGAGGCUCAGAUCCAGGAGCUGCAGGACACCAUCACGGAGCUGCACCAGGAGAUGUCCCUGAAGGACCAGGACAAGCUGAGCCAGCUGCAGGAGCUGCAUCUCCUGGAGAGCCGGGUCAAAGAGCUCACCCUGCAGGUGAAUACGAGCCAGCCCUCGUCAAGUGUACCCCCACUUCAUCCCACAACAUUGAGGGGUACCGAGCUGCUGAAAUCUGAGCUGUCGCGGCGGGACGCCUCCAUCCAGAAGCUGCGGCAGGACCUGCUCCUGUCCCACCAGGCCCGAGAUUCCCAGAGCGCACAGCUGGACGCCCAGGAGCGGCGGCUCGCCCAGCUGCGCAGGGAGCUGCAGGAGAGCCAGCAGGAGCUCCAGCGGGGUCGCGGCCGCACCCAGCAGCAGCAGGGGGACCUCGCCGCCGCAGGGAGCCAGGCCCAGGAGCUCCGCGCCCAGCUGUCGGAGGUCAGAGGUCGCCUGGUGCAGGUGGAGGGGGAGAAUGAGGCCCUCAGGGCUGGUAAACUGGAGCGGAGCGCUGAGGUGGACAGGCUGUCUGCGGAGCUGUGCUCCCUGCAGGCCGCGCUGCAGGAGCGGGAGAGAGGGAGCGAAGAGACGGCGCAGGCGGAGAGGAGGUGCGUGGAGCUGGAGAGGGAGCUGAGGGAGGUGCAGGUCCAGCUCACACACUGCCAGGAGAGAGCACAGAGCGCAGAGGAGAGGGCAGAAGAGCAGCUGAAGCAGCUGCAGACGGAGGUGUCCAGUCUGAAGGACCAGCACAGCUCUGCCAAUCAGCAGCUGCAGGAGAGGAGUGUGGAGGUGCAGGAGGCGCGGCGGGCCCUGGAGGAGGCGCGGCGUGCUCUGGAGGAGGCGCGGGCGAGCGAGAGGGAGCAGAGCAGAGACUACGCGGCCCUGCGGCUCCAGCUGAGCCGUGCCAGGGAGGAGCUCGUCAGCGCCACCCGCAGGGAUGACGUGGUGCUGGAGCAGGGGGCGGAGCGGCGCAGGAUGGAGGAGCUGUGCGAGCAGCUGCAGGGGGAGGUGGGCCGACUGCAGGAACAGCUGGAGUCAGACCGAGCAGCGAUACAGACACAGAGGUGUCAGAGUGAAGAGGAGUUGGAGAGGCUGAGGAGGGAUCAGCAGCAGAUGAAAGAUGAGGUCAUCGCCGCAGAGCACAAGGUGAGCCGGCUGCAGAGGGAGGCGGAGCUGGCGGGGCGGGCGCGGCAGGAGGAGGCCGCCGAGCGGGAGGCGGAGCUUGGGGACUGGAGGAGCCGCUGCCGCCAGGCCUCCGAGGCGCUGGGGGAGCGGGACGCUGAGCUGGGGGAGGCGCAGCGCGCCCGAGACUCCGCCCACAGGAGCCUGAGGCUGCAGGAGGAGCGGGCCCAGAGGCUGGGCGCGGAGAAACAGAGGCUGGAGGAGGCGCUGGGGGAGAUGGAGGCCAGGCUGGCGGAGAGGGAGGAGAGGACGGCUGACCUCGCUGCGGAGGCGGGGUCUCUCCGGGCGCGGCUGCAAGCCGUCGGCGACGACGCCCACGCCGUCCGGCUCCAGCUGCGGAGCUCCCAGGAUGCACUGCAGCAGGUGACGGCGGAGCUGCGGGCCUGCAGGAGAGAGGUGGAGGAGCGGGACUCCCUGAUUGGACAGAAGGAGGAGCAGGUGGAGGAGAUCCAGGCUGACCUGGAGCAGCUUCAGCAGCAGUACACCACCUGCUACACCCAGCUGGUGCAGGAGGAGCAGGCCGUGUCGCGGCUGAAGGAGGAGCUCAGGGACUCGGGGGAGCAGACGGACCUGCUGGCCUCUCAGGUGGCGGAGCUGAACACAGAGACCCAGAGACUGCAGCAGGAACUGGACCUGCUCACAGAGAAACACACAGCCGCACAGCAGGAGGUGGCCAGCAGGGACGAAGCGGUGCUGAAACUAACGGCUGAUCUGAGAUCAGCCCAGGAGCACCUGAGAACAGCCCAGGAGGAGCUGGCAGGGCAGGUGCAGGAGACGCAGGCUCAGGAGGAGGAGGUGAGGGCCCUGCAGAGGGAGGUGCAGCGUCUGCAGGAGGCCCUGAGCCUGAAACAGAGUGCUGUGGAAGAGGAGCAGCAGAGGAGCGCUCAGCUGCAGCAGGAGAGAGACACUCUGCAGGCACAGUGCGAGGGCCAGCAGGGGGCGCUGUGCGGCCUGCGCGAGGAGCUGGAGCGCUGCCAGGAGGAGGCGCGGGCACAGGGGGAGCGCAGGGAGGAGGAGGCGCAGGGUCUGAGGGAGCAGCUGCAGGAGGUCCAGGCCCGGGCGGAGCAGCACCGCUCCAGCGCCGAUGGGCUUCGGGCCGACCUCGAGCACGCCCAGAACCGCCGGAGAGAGGCGGAGGAGGAGGGCUUGCAGCGAGACGCCAGGCUGCGGGCCCAGGAGGCGGAGCUGACCAAGCUGCGGGCGGCCCUGCAGGAGGCGGAGUCUGUUGCCGCGGACGCGGAGGCCCGCCUGGAGCCUCUCUCUCAGUCUGUGGACCUGAGCAGGCAGAAGUACCAGGCCUGCCUGGCCAAGGUCACCCAGCUGGAGAGCACCCUGCAGGCCCGCGAGAGGGACCUGGAGGAGGCCAGGGCACAGGUGUCCGAGCGGGAGGAGCAGGCGGCGCGUCUGCGGGCGGAGGUGGCGGCGCUGCACGGCGACCUGCGGGCGCACUGCGCGCAGCUGGAGAGCGGGGACGACGCCCUCAGCGCGCUGAGCCAGCAGCUGCGCAGCACGCAGCAGGAGCUGCAGGAGUCCCGCAGCCACGGGCAGGAGUGUGAGCAGGUCAUCGGCACCCUGAGGGAGAACUGCGCAGAUCUGCGCAGACAGGUAGAAGAGCAGGAGGAGAUGGUUGUGAAGGUCCAGGCAGAUUUCUCAACCUACCGGGCAACUCACAUGCAUGCAGACUCGGACUACAACUCCCAGCUUUCCCGCAUCCAGGAACUCCAGCAGGCUCUGUCCCGUGCCAUGGAGCAGUGUGCCCAGGGCAGCCAGGCGCUGAGCGAGAGUCAGGCCACACAGCAGCAGCUCAGAGACGAGGUGUGCCGAGUCAGCGAGCAGAGAGACAGCAGCAAGACAGGUGAGUCUGCACCUGUACUCACACCUGUACAGAGUACACCUGGGCGGAGAACAUCUGGGGAUACCUGUACAGAGUACACCUGGACACACCUGUACUCUCAUACCAGUACAGAGUAUACCUGGGGAUACCUGUACUCUCAUACCUAUACAGAGUACACCUGGACACACCUAGGCUUGAGGUGCUUGAGCGAGCUGAAGGGGGAGCUGCUGGGGGAGGUGCAGAGGAGGCAGGCGGAGGUGGAGCUGGUGGAGCAGCAGGCCGCCCGGCUGGAGGAGGACCUGCGGGUGGCACUCAGGCAGUGUGCCCAAAAAGAGCAGGCGGUGCAGAAGAGGGACGCCCUGCUGAGGAAGUCGGAGGCGGACCUGGUGGAGGCGCGCAGCGCCAUCCGGGCCAAGGCCGCGGAGGCGGAGAGGCAGGCCGCCGCCCACCGCGCGCUGGAGGCCGACGCCCACCGCGCCCGGAGGGAGAGCCAGCAGAAGGAGAGCGAGUGCUCCGCCCACAGGGCGGAGCUUCUGCAGCUGAGGGAGGAGCUCAAGGAGGCUCAGACGCGCUGCAGGGACGCAGUGCAGGAGCUGGCCCGGCAGGAGGAGAAGAUGGCGCUGGUGGAGGGCGGGCAGCAGCGGGCGCAGGAGCAGCUGGGCGAGAGGGUGGCGGAGGUGGUGCGGGCGGAGCAGGCCCAGAGGAGGCUGCAGGCCGAGCUGCGCAGACUGAAGGAGCAGCUGGCCCAGGCGGAGCAGCAGAUCCAGGACUACAGGGCCCUGGUGGAGAGGCUGAAAGGGGAGGUUGGCGGGAGCAGGCAGGCCCAGCUGAGCGCGCAGCAGGACAGCCUCCUCCACCAGCAGGGGGCGCAGCAGCUGGAGGCGGAGCUGGCCAGCAGCAGGGAGCUGGUGAAGAGACUGCAGCUGCAGCUGCAGGAGCAGGCGGAGUCAGGCCGGGCGUUGAGGGCGGAGCUAUCUCAGGAGCAGAGCAGACAGCAGGACCUGCAGAGUCGAGCCCAGAGCAGCAGAGAGAGAGAGAGCAGCCUGGAGGCUAAGCUCAACUCUACAGCUAGCCUGCUGAAGGAGAGAGAGAGGCAGGUGCACGGCCUGCAGGAGCGUGUGUCGGAGCUCCAGAGCGCCACCCACAGGCUGCAGGCGGAGCAGGCGGCCUGUCAGGCGCAGCUGCAGCAGUGCAGGAAGGAACAGGAGGCCAGCCAGGGCCACGCCCACCGAUGCAGCAAAGAGCUGAGCGUGCUGGAGGACUGCGUAUCCCAGCUGCAGGUGGAGCUGGCCCAGGCGCGGGACGGCGGCAGACAGGAGGCCGCAGACAGGGCCGCCGCAGAGCAGCAGCUCAGGGAGCUCAGGCUGGAGCUGGCCUCCGCACAGGGCUCCCACAGAGAGAGCAUGGAGCUGCUGGCAGAGCGCAGUCGGCAGCUGGCCGGUCUGCGCAGUGAGCUGUCGCGGACGCAGCAGCGGGGGGCGCAGCAGGCGGAGGAGAGAGCUGCGCUGGAGGACCGAGCUGCGCAGCUGAGCGCAGAGCUGCAGAAGCUGCGCAGCGUCAGCCGCCACUCGCUGGACGAGGUCCGGACGUACGAGGGCAGGCUGGCAGAGCUGAGUGCCCAGCUGGCACGUGCCCAGCGCUGGGGUCAGGAGCAGCUGGCGGCGCUGGAGAGCAGGGAGGAAGAGGCGGUGGCGAUGAAGGUGGAGCUGGCCUCCGUCAGGGAGAGCUACCACAGCAAGGUCAACCAGGUGGAAGCCCUGAACUCACAGCUGGAUGUGAUGAAGCAGAAAUACAGAACAGCAGCCAGUGAGGUGGAGGUGCUGCGGCAGUCACUGGGCACCGCGCGCACCGACAGCUCCCGCCUGCAGAGAGAGAGCGAGCUGGUCGUGUCCAACGUCAACCAGUGGGUCAGGGAGCAGAAACAGGCCAAUGAGAAGCUGGGGAGCACCAUCAAAGACCAGAGCAAGAAGAUCGUCCACCUCACCGCGGAGAAGGAGCACCUGCAGGAGAGCGUGGGGGCCCUCCACAGGGAGAACAGGAAGCUGAAGGCCGAGCUGGACGACAGCAGGAUUGACGCGGAGAGACUCAGGGCCCUCAGCGUGGGUCCAGGUGACCAGCACAGCUUCCUAAACCGGACGUCCAGCCAGAGGCCCACCCCUGCUCUCAGGUCAGACCAGGCUGUCAGGGGGUCCACAAACGGUCAGAGGAAGAAGAAGCCGUUGGCUGCCAAACUGCAUUGCUAGGGCACAACCCCCCUCCCCAACACCCCCCCCCCACCAACCCCUUCCGUUAGCCGCCAUUCUCACCGUCCCGUGUGAAAUCGGAGGGAAGCGGUCAACGGAGGAUCCCAAAUAUCACGGGCGUGGCCCCGCUGCACCUCGGGGGUAAGGGCGGGGCAGACGUGCGUGUGUGGGCGGACCCAGGGCCUGUGACUGCACCGCACUGCAUUGUGGGACGCAUUCCUCAAGGAUUCUCAAAGAGAGAAAGCUGUUACAAGGGCACCCAACUGCUGCCGGUGGCUGACAAUUAUGUUUAUGAAUUAUUGUAAUUUUUUUAAUUUAUUAUUUUUUUUGCCAUCCGAAAGAUUGUAUUUUUAAUAAGCAGUGAUGUGAAGUGUCACACUUGGAUGUGGAAAUUUCAAUGUGCUGUUGUCUACUCAGACUUCCUCUCCAUGUGCCCCCCCCCAAACAACCCCCCACCUUUGCUCGUUACACAGGAACAUUUCAAAACAUUAAUGCUUCUGCGUGCCAAUAUUCACGGAUGUAAAUUUAUAUGUAAAAUACAUAUUUUUUACAUGAUCAAAAAACACUGUUGAACGAUCUUAUCUCAUGAAUGUGUUUAAGACUGAGCUGCUUUAGGUGCAUUCUCUGACAUUGAGAGGCUAACUAUGUUUAUGAAUAUAGCAGGUUUAUAUACAUUUCCAGCAUUUUUUUAAAUAUUUGGGAGGGGGGACCCUUCUUUAGCUACACGAUGAAGCCGUUUUUAAUGAUUGAAAAGCACAAGAACUCAGACAAUCAAUGUAAUCAGCACUGCACUGUUUCCACACCUUUUUUAAAACAGGGUUAAUUUUAGAAAUGUGAUUUUUCAAUGCGAAUGUAAUUAUGUCGUCGUAAUUAAGUGUACUGUAGGUCGUGUGCCUUUGCAUAUGACAUUGUCAAUAAAGAACUACAUUUUGAUUUC